Messenger RNA from Dryobates pubescens (Downy woodpecker), 1090 nucleotides. It is a transcript of the gene CTSL, whose product is annotated as cathepsin L. The record is from RefSeq and is a predicted model, not a curated record. Gene Ontology annotation, molecular function: cysteine-type endopeptidase activity. The coding region runs from base 32 to 1048 and encodes 338 amino acids. Gene Ontology annotation, cellular component: lysosome. The transcript has 7 exons. Gene Ontology annotation, biological process: immune response. NCBI's taxonomy places the organism in Eukaryota, Metazoa, Chordata, Aves, Piciformes, Picidae.
GCUGUGCCUCCUUUCCUGCAGCUCUACCAGGAUGAAUCUGUGUCUGACCACCCUCUGCCUUGGCUUGGGACUGGCCUUCGGUGCUCCGAGAGCAGACCAUGAUCUGGACAGCCACUGGCAGCUGUGGAAGUCGUGGCACAACAAGGACUACCAUGAGAGAGAGGAAAGCUGGAGAAGAGUGGUGUGGGAGAAGAAUCUGAAGAUGAUUGAGCUCCAUAAUCUGGAUCACUCUCUGGGGAAGCACAGCUACAAGCUGGGAAUGAAUCAGUUCGGUGACAUGACAACUGAGGAGUUCAGACAGCUGAUGAAUGGCUAUGCACACAAGAAGUCAGAAAGGAAGUACAGAGGAUCCCAGUUUCUUGAGCCCAACUUCCUGGAAGUGCCACGAUCAGUAGACUGGAGAGAGAAGGGAUAUGUCACUCCAGUUAAAGACCAGGGUCAGUGUGGCUCUUGCUGGGCUUUCAGCACAACAGGAGCUCUUGAAGGGCAGCACUACAGAAAAACUGGCAGACUUGUUUCACUGAGUGAACAGAAUCUGGUGGACUGCUCCCGACCUGAAGGGAAUCAGGGCUGCAGUGGUGGUCUCAUGGACCAGGCUUUCCAGUACGUGCAGGAUAAUGGGGGCAUUGAUUCAGAGGAGUCCUACCCAUACAUAGCAAAGGAUGAUGAAGACUGUCACUACAAUGAAGAGUACAAUGCUGCUAAUGACACUGGCUUCGUUGACAUCCCUCAAGGACAUGAAAGAGCUCUCAUGAAAGCAGUAGCAGCUGUGGGUCCAGUGUCUGUUGCUAUUGAUGCAGGCCACCCUUCAUUCCAGUUCUAUCAGUCAGGUAUCUACUAUGAACCAGACUGCAGCAGUGAGGACCUUGACCAUGGUGUUCUGGUUGUAGGUUAUGGUUUUGAGGGGGAAGACAUAGAUGGGAAAAAAUACUGGAUUGUUAAGAACAGCUGGGGUGAGAAGUGGGGUGACAAAGGAUAUAUCUACAUGGCCAAGGACAGGAAGAACCACUGUGGAAUAGCAACAGCUGCUAGCUAUCCACUUGUAUAACUUGAAGACUGAACAUUUCAGUGCAAGAGGGGAUUUAAACAA